CGAACGACGGCAACAGCAGCUGCGACAAACCGUUUUGAACUUGCUGAGAUACAUUGCUUGCUAAAGAUCUACCCUAAAUUUGGAAUGUCUGAGAUACCAGAGGAGAUUCUGCACACUCCUAAGAGGAGAUGCACCAGAAAGCGUACCUUCUCUGAUGAAAGUUCAUUAUCACAAGACAGCAGCUGCUCCCAAGAAAGUAUUGAAUUGCAUGACUUACAGCCCUUGGUUUUGAAAAUGAUUAAGAGGAGGAAAGAAAACACCUUUCUAGGCUCUGAAGGCUUAAAUGCUGCAAGAGAUUUGGCAUCAAAGUUAAUCAGCAGGAGGAUUAUAACUGCAGCAGGGCCAUUGGAGAAAAUUUGGAUAGCAUGUGCUCUUAGUGAAAUUACAGCUGUUAUUAAAACUCCAUUAUCAGUACAAAAUGAAUUGGUUACACUUACAUUCAUUGUGGAGCAGUUGGAAGAAAUAAUAAGUGAGGAACAGGAAAUACGUAACUCUUGUGUCACACUCAUGAAGUCUUUAGUUGAGACAAACAUUCUUUGCCUGUGUUUUUCUUUGGACCAGUCAGAUGAUGUAGAAAGAUUCCUCAUAAGAGUUUUUGACACUAUGUUUCUGUUAGUUAGAUAUGACAAGGAUUGUGAUACAAAGGAACACAUCUAUGAAAUACUAAGGCAGCUUUGCCAUAAAAUGGCAAUAAACAGAUUUCCUGCACAGUGUGUGGAUAUUGUUCUACAUCAUUUUCUUUAUGAAAAAGUGAAUGAUGCUUUCUUGUUGGCAUACAAAGUAAUUAGCAGUAUUCCAGCUUUUGUGCAAUCUCUAUGUAGAGUUGUGCAUUUACGACUACAUGCUGGCCCAAUUCCAGAAAAUGAUUUUGUAGUUAAUAUUGAUGUCUUUAAUCUCAUUAAGAAGCUGCACAAGCUAAUUCCAAAUAGUAUUGCACCAGUAAUAAGUAGUUUGGAAUUAUGUCUUUGCAGUGAAAAUAAUGAGGAGAAGUUAAAUGCUUUCCAGCUUUUGACACAUUUGUACACUGAAGGAAAUUGUGAGGGAAAGUACAUUUUUCUGUGGAAAGCAUUCUUGGAACGGUUGCAGACAGAUCCUCUGGGGCAGGAAUUUGGCUUAGCACAUAUAUCUGAUUUCCUUAUUAAGAAGCCACUUCUUAGAAAAGAUCUUUUUGAACUGCUGAUGUUUUAUAGCACUAUGCCAGAUGCCAGUUCUCGUGAACAAGUUGUGAAUGAAAUUGUCAGAUCUUCCUUUUAUUAUUUUACAAUCGGUCAAAUGAUUGUAAUCAGUGAUGCUUACUUAGUUGAUAUAGUGGCGUAUCGGAGAUAUGAUGUCAGUGUUUCUGUGAGACAUGCAGCACUCUAUGGAUUGGCAGAAAUGUAUGAACACUGUAGCAGCCAGCAAAAAUUGAUUUCACUUUCAAAUUUCGAAGUAACUGCAAAACUGACCUGGUUGUUGGGAUUAAUUUUAGAAGUUUUUACAAAAGAGACAUCAUCAUGGCGAGAUAAAACAACUGUGCGAUACUUCCUGUACAAUAAAAUGUUGCCAACACAUGUAUGCACCACAGAGAAGAUGAAAUACCUAAUCCACAUGUGGAAUGUAGCAAAUUAUGACUGUGAAGCUAUAUUUCAUUCAGUUCAAAACUUCAGUUGCCUGGUCCAGAACUGACAGAUGACAUGCCCAUACUUGGGGAGAGAACUAUCUAUCCGAAGGAUAUACUGGAUCUCUGA
Schistocerca serialis cubense is the source of this 1727-nucleotide messenger RNA. RefSeq lists its product as uncharacterized. Lineage: Eukaryota; Metazoa; Arthropoda; Insecta; Orthoptera; Acrididae. The coding region runs from base 85 to 1665 and encodes 526 amino acids. The record is from RefSeq and is a predicted model, not a curated record. The transcript is spliced from 11 exons.